Molecule: messenger RNA, 2316 nt
Organism: Vittaforma corneae ATCC 50505
Lineage: Eukaryota; Fungi; Microsporidia; Nosematidae
Exons: 1
Coding region: 1-2316 (771 amino acids)
Source: RefSeq, a predicted model, not a curated record
AUGAAACACCGGAUAUUGAAAAUUACAGUGUAUAUUAUCGCAAAGUUUACCACUUUGAUAAAUAUAAGCGGCUGUUCAGUGAUGGAUACUUCAAAGAUGCAGCUUGGUGAAGAUGUUGCCAGUUAUUCUAGCCAAGACAACCUUCAGAACAUACCAUUACCCAACACUUCAAUUAGUGGAUCCAAGCACAUUUCUAAUAGCGAAUCUGUUUCUAGAAUGGUAGAUCAUAUUAUAGAAACAGGUAGCCAUUUACACAUUCCGUUAGAUGAAUUGAAUGCUAUUGUGUUUGGAGAUAAAGAAUUCAACCAAUCCAAUGACGAUACUAACACAUUUUCGGAGCAUGCCAUGUGCUUGGAUCUUGAUUUAAACCGUGAAAUUGAUGCCUCCAAUCAUAUUCUGCAAAAUACAAGAAAAGACAAUUCAAAAGUUGCUGAUACAGUGCCAAUGAGCAGUGCUAUCAUUGAGUCGCAAGGAGUUAAUGAAAACAGCGUCAAUGAUACUGCAAUGCAGGAUGGUCAUGAGGGGUUCUCGACACAAAGCAAUUCUGAGAUCGUUAGUAAUGAUGCAAAUCAUAUCAUUUCAGAAUCCACUAGUUCAGCAUGUAAUCCGCCUCAGCCAAAGCGUAGCCGCAUCGACCAAGCUACUACAAUUAAAUCUGGCACAGUUCAACCCAUACAAAUUCAUCUAAUAAACCCUAGUAAUGCUAGCUUGCAUAGCCAAUCCAUUCAUAGCAACUUAUUGCAUUGCCCUCAAGUGCUAUAUCAAGUGGUACCUAAUACGAGCAUAAUUAAUAAUUUUUAUAUACAAACCAUCUCUCAAAAUUGUGAACCAUCAACACCUUACUGCCCAGCAACUGUAUCUGGAAAUAGUACUAAAAGUACAAAAAAGAGACUAAAAAAUACCAACGACUGUGUACUUCCAGAUUCCGCAAAACAGAAUUAUGUCAAACUAGAUAAAAUGCUUCGGAGGUGCUUCGCAUUUUCUUCACCAAUCAAUGGCAUCUACGAUACAGAUGGAACGAUUAAUGGUAAAAGAUAUGCGAAGCUGUGUCAUAGAGCUGAAAUUUUUAAUGACAAAAAGUUUCAGGCAGCUUAUGAUAUGGCCAUGAACAGAGGACAGCCAUCAAAACCCAAUGAUAAUAGUGGACAAGCAAAAAUGCCAGAUUAUGCUGCUCAAGGUCAAUCUCUGUAUGUUUUAACCAUGGAUCAUUUCUGGUCAAAAAUGAGACACAAUUAUACAUCUAUUAAUACUAAGAUUAAUCUAUGGAGUUGUUUUAACAGACUCUUUAUUGCCAAAAAAAUUAGCCGAAAUUCAGAACAUGCGCCAAAUAACAUGCUUUUUAUAUAUUUUUAUAUAAGUACUCUUUUACCUAAAUGUGCUUCACGUAUAAUGGAGUAUAUCAAUUUUAAGAUCAACCAGGACCUAUCGCCUCAUUCACAUGGACAUGGCAAUAAUAUUAGUUAUACUUCUAUGCAUAACGAACAAGCUUUAAUCAAUCAAGAUGGCCCUGGAUUGUUAGAAGCACGUUUAUAUUUUAAAACAAAUACAGCUAUAAAAGAAUGUCUAGAUUUGGAUGUUUUUAAAACAUUCAAGCACGCAUUCUUAAUUUUAACUUCUGAAAAGUCAAAAAAGAUUAUUUUGGAUAAAGUAGGUGAAAUAUACGGCGAAGGUAAAUACGCAGAGUACUACAAAACAUGCUACCAUUGUAUUUGUUGUGUCAUAAAACAUGAUCAAUUCAUGGAAAUGGUGAGGAAAUCAUAUUCAAAUAUUAGCAGGGAAGCUAGCAAUGAAAGAUUUCUAGCCAUUCUUGAAAAGCUCAAAAGGAAUAUAUUUGAGAUGCACAAAGACAUUUUUGAAUUAUUUAGACGAUACGUUGUGCCAUAUUUAGAUGAUGAAACAGAUGAAAGUACCAAAAACCAAUUGCUAAAUGAACUGAAAGCUUUAUACAUAGAAAGUGGCUGCUCAAUAACUUUAAAGAUGUCUUCCAUUACAUCUCUCAUUAAGAAUCUGUUGACUGAGUGGUUCAAGUUGAUUGAUAAGUGCAACAUUCCAGGUACUAAUGGCUUUAAAUAUAAUGUCUUUGUUAACAUUCAAAGUAUUUUUACGGCGUAUCAGUCCAUCCAUAUUUUAAUAUUAAUAUUAAUUGGUAAGUACCAAUGGAUUACUUGUCGUAUUAAAAUAUACACAGUUUUUAAGUUCAUUGUACUUUCACAGUUUGAUCCCGAGAGGAUUGAGCUCUUUUUUAACGAAUUUGAGCGGAAACCGAAGAAAUUAGAACAAGAAAAGACAGCGGCUAACCAAAACAGUCUCAAUUGA